Molecule: messenger RNA, 2419 nt
Organism: Python bivittatus (Burmese python)
Lineage: Eukaryota; Metazoa; Chordata; Lepidosauria; Squamata; Pythonidae
Source: RefSeq, a predicted model, not a curated record
UUAAGGUUCCUGUUGCGAGAGCCAGCAUUCUUUGGCUUACUGGAGAAUACUGUGAACGAGUUCCAAAAAUAGCCCCUGAUGUUCUAAGAAAAAUGGCCAAGAGCUUCACUGUGGAAGAUGAUCUUGUAAAGCUGCAAAUUCUAAAUCUUGGAGCAAAGUUAUAUUUAACCAACUCGAAACAGACAAAAUUGCUUACCCAGUACAUAUUAAACCUCGGCAAGUAUGAUCAAAGCUACGACAUCAGAGACCGAACAAGAUUUAUUAGGCAGCUUAUUGUUCCAAACGACAAGAGUGGAGCUUUAAGCAAAUAUGCCAAAAAAAUAUUUCUGGCACAGAAGCCUGCCCCACUACUUGAGUCACCUUUUAAAGAUAGGGAGCACUUCCAACUUGGUACUUUGUCUCAUACUCUGAACAUGAAAGCCUCUGGCUAUCUGGAAUUGUCUAAUUGGCCGGAGAUUGCACCUGACCCUUCAGUGAGAAAUGUAGAAGAAGUUGGGUUGGCAAAAGAAUGGACUUACCUACAAGGAAAGGCAAAAAAAGAAACCAUUGAAAAAUUCUACCCUGAGUCUGACGAAGAGGAGGAGGAAGAGGAUGUUAAUGAGGAAAGCGAAGAUUCUUCUAGCAGUAGUGAGAGUGAAAAUGAAUCUGAUACUGAGGAAGAAAAGAAAGAAGGGCAUGGAGAUACCAGCGUGGAAAGUAGCUCUAGUUCUUCUACUGAAGAUGAGAAUGAUAGGAAAUCAAAGGCUGAAAGGGGAAUUCCAAGAAAACGAACAACGGUUGCGGAAAGGGAUUCUAAAAACACAGAAAAAAUUGAAGUGAAUUUUCAGAAAGUGCAGUGUUCUCCCAACUCAGAAUCUAGCUCAACUGAGGAAAGUUCUUCAGAUUCUACUUCAGAAAGUGAUUCUGAGAAUAAUUUGGAACCUCUUCCUCCCAAGAAACACUUGAAAGAGAAGGAAACUACUAAACAAGAUGUGUCGCUCUUAGAUUUGGAUGACUUCAGUCCUGUACCAGCUCCAACUGCCUUUUGCAAACCAACUAUUCUCUCUCCCAUGUUAGCAGCAGACCUAGAAGGUUUAAGUUUAUCAAGUUCUUCCGUCGUUGAUGUCAGUGCUCCUGUCUUUGUGCCAAUGAAAACUCAUGAACUCCUUCACCGAAUGAGUGGAAAAGGAUUAGCAGCCAAUUAUCACUUCUCAAGACAUGCAUGCAUUUAUAGUGAUCAGAUGGUAUCUGUACAGGUGAUGCUGACUAAUACCACAGACCAGAAGAUAGAGAAUAUCCACUUAAGUGAAAAAAAACUGCCAGCUGGCAUGAGAAUGCACGUAUUUAAUUCAAUAGAAUCCCUUGAACCUGGGAAAUCUAUUACCGUUCCAGUGGGAAUUGACUUCUGUGAUUCUACGCAGGCUGCUAGUUUCCAGUUAUGUACAAAGGAUGAACAGUUCAGUGUUAGUAUUCAACCUCCAGUUGGAGAGUUACUUUUACCAGUAACUAUGACAGAAAAAGACUUCAAGAAAGAAAGAGGAAGGCUGACAGGUAUGAAUGAAGCAUCCGCUACAAUCUCUGUGGCACCACAGAACACCACCCGUCUUGUGAUUCUGCAGAAGGUAACAAGUGUAGCAAACCUCGGUGGGGUUCCUUCUGGUGAAGAUAAUGUCCACAGAUUUGCGGCUAAAACUGUGCACAGUGGGUCACUUGUGCUCGUCACAGUGGAGCUGGAGGAAGGAUCCACAGCCCAGCUCUUCAUCAACACAGAGAAAACAGUGAUUGGCUCCAUUCUACUGCGGGAGCUGAAGCCUGUCCUGUCCCAGGGGUAACCCGCUUACAUCUGGACUUCAGAAUCUGGCACACCACAGCAGUGCCUGGCAUCCACUACGGCUGCCUUUCAUUUAUAAUAAUAGCCUUUCCAUCUGGCAGUGGGGGAAGAAUACACUCUUGACAUUCUUGUCUCCUGUUUUAGAAUGCUGUAGUGUGCCUCCAUCACACAAACAAGUAUUUUGCAUCAGUCCCCCCGCUUUCUAACCAAAGAAACAUGUAUUUUACUGUCACUUAAAUUUUAAAUGUUAGUUACACAUUUUUUCCCUUUAGCCCAAUUUUCCCUUCACUCUAAUUUCAUUAUAAUUUUUCUAUUUUCUAUGAAGACAGAAAAAAGAUGAUAAACAAUGUUACUUAGAAAAAUCAGUAGAAAAAUCAGUUUAAUUAGAAUGUUAAAUAAUGUUUGUAGAAAUCAGUAUGAAAAGGUCCAUCAUGUAAGCUUUUGGUAUGGAAUUUGGGGCGGCAGGGGAGAGUCAAUGGAAAAGAAUAGCAUUUUUAGUGUUUAUUGCCCAGUGGCUAAGUCUGUAUUUAAUCAUUUAUUUGUAUCUGCUUACCAUAGCUGCCAUAACACCUAAACAUUGAGAUGAUAAUAAAGUCAUGUUAUGAUAAA